AUGACGACACAGGACCCCAUUAUGGUAGGACUGCAACCACUGGAGGCGGUUAAUCAACUCACCUACCUGGGCAGCAUCCCUGCAAGCGACAGGGAUGGUGACUAUGACGUUGUGUGUCAGAUUGCAAAAGCAGGUGUGGUCUUCCAGCUGCUCCGGCCAAUCUGGUCAACCCCAAAGAUCGAUCUGGCGACGAAGAUUCGUCUGCUCAACUUUACGCUUGUGGAGGCUGACCAGUGGCAGAGAAAAAAAGCUGCAUCUCCCACCAGUGUUCUUAGGGUGGUUCCCAUUGGAGAGGCAGGCGUGGAUACAGGAGCACUUAGGAAAGAGUUUUUGAGUGACAUGAUUUCAGGUAUUGAAAGCAGAUUCUUUGAAGGGCCUGAGAACAAGGGCAAAAACCCCAAGUAUUCUCUGACCGAUCUUGAUAAUGAAAACUUCAGAACUGUUGGUGAAAUAAUUGCAGUCAGCCUCGCCCAAGGAGGCCCAUCUCCUGCCUUUUUCAAAGAAUGGUGCUACAAUGUCCUCUGCUCAGGAGAGGUUGAUUUCAGCUGUCUGUCUAAGGAGGAUGUUGCAGAUGUGGAAUCUUCCCUGCUCAUCAGCAAAGUUGAAGAUGCAGCAGACAUACAGUCUCUGAUGUUGUGGGCUGAUGAAAUUGUCAGCUGUGGAUACACAAACCAGAUAGAGAUGGAUAGUAAGGAAAGCAUGAUACGUGCUAUUGUCUUACACUGCACAACAAGACUGAUUCCAAUGCUACAGGAGCUCAAAAAGGGCAUGGAACUGUAUGGUCUUGUGAACCUGAUGGCUGUAAAUCCUGAAGCUUGCCACAGUUUGUUUGUUACUGGGAAAAUCCUCAAAUGGAUGACCGGACAGUCCCAUGUUCCCAUCCUUCCUGAUGAAAAGAGACAUUUCAAAAUAACAUGCAAGUUUGACCACGAAUGUAAGGAGCGGCUGGGAGAUCACUCAAUUUGUUACCCAGUUGUGAGCGCAAGCACUGUGACUUUUGUACUGUGA
This is a messenger RNA of Oreochromis aureus, 1008 nucleotides long. Its product is annotated as G2/M phase-specific E3 ubiquitin-protein ligase-like. The transcript has 7 exons. The record is from RefSeq and is a predicted model, not a curated record. Lineage: Eukaryota; Metazoa; Chordata; Actinopteri; Cichliformes; Cichlidae. The coding region runs from base 1 to 1008 and encodes 335 amino acids. Gene Ontology annotation, molecular function: ubiquitin-protein transferase activity.